ACCCGCCGCUCAGGGAAGACCGUUCCCAAGACAAUGCCUAGGGCCCGCCCCGCCCGUGCUGCGUAUGACGCAACCAGUGCUGUAGCCAAUCGUGGGCUGCGCGGCGCAUUCGAACAGGGCGCUGGAGGGCGGCCGCUGCUGGUGCGCUUGCCUGGGGGCAGAUUCCAUGUAAAAGCUGGAUGGUGGCUCACUCGAUUGUAGAGAAGAUAAAAUUAAAAAAUCAAGUUAAUCUCUCAGGAGAAGCUUCAGUUGUAUAUUUUAAAUCCUAAAAUUAAAACGUGCUUGAAGCCAAAAUGCCCAUAUACGCAGUUCCUACUAGAAACCACACUGAGGUGCUUGGUGUUUCUUCUUUCCAAAAAAAUCCUCCCCAAAAUACCUUUCCUGAAAGCAACAGGUUUGGACAGCAGUUUAAAUCACAGGUACCAGAAGAUGAAAAAGAUAAUUCACUGUCUCUUUCUCUGACUAAGACCAAAGAAAUAAAUAGGACCUAUGUGAUUUCUGCCUGUAAAAAUGCAGGUGAUCCUUCAGUUACAUUUAAACCCGAAGGUAGGUUAACUCUCCAGAGAAGAACUGGAGCAAGCAGAAUAUCCCCUUCUAUUGAUAAACAGUUGGAGGAGAACACAGCACAGGACAUUGAAAGUACCCAAACAGAUGGAAGACUUACCCUGAAGCGACGUUUGGGGACUGGAUCAAUAGAGAAACAUAAAACAAAUAAGAACAGUGAACCUGGGAUAGAAAAUAGAGAUUCUGUUGUUGCACAGACAAACAACAAAAAUGGAUUUCCACCAGGCAUUAGUACUAGUAACACCCGUUACAUUAAAUCUAGUACUCAGUUUGUUGAAGGUCAGAUGAAUGAAAAGAGAUGCUCUGAUCUGAAAAAUAAAGAUUCCCUUGCUAAUCUUAAUGGUUCAAGUGGAAAUGGGAAUAGUAAAUGUUUGAAAUAUAGGGCAACUAUUGUUGAUGCCAAAAUUCAAAAUGACGUUCCUAGAUCAGCACAUUUAAUAGCAACAAAACUUAACAGGACCCCAGGGGUAAAGCUGAAUGAAAAAGAUAAUUUUAAUGAACUGACUGGAAAGGAAAGGAUACAAAAUACAGUUGCUAAAUAUGGCAGUGUGGAAAAACAAAGAACACCUAGGAGAGGUGGUACAACAGAAGGAACAAAGGCUAUACCAAUGUGUAGCACUCUUCAGGAUGCCAAAAGUCCAGCUAUGUCUACUCUUAAGAACAGGACACCUUGUCUUCAAGUUAUACAGAAAAAGAACACCCAUGCAUCCAGCUCUUUGUCCAUACAUAGAAGUGCCAGGGCAGAAGGGAGUCAAAUAUUUAUGCAACCUGCUGCACUUAAAGUAGAAACUGUAGCUCAGAACACUUGCAUAGAGGAAAAUCCUCUCAAAGUAGAAAACAGUAAAGUGACUGUGGCUGUGCGAGUAAGGCCUUUCAGUGACAGAGAGAAAAAAGAAAAAGCAUUCCAGGUGGUCUCCAUGAGUGGCCUGGAGACAGUUGUGCGACAUCCAGAAACAAAACAAGUGUAUGACUUCAUUUAUGACUUUUCAUUCUGGUCUUUUGACUACUGUCAUCCUAACUUUGCCAGCCAGGAGACGAUAUAUAAGGCAUUGGCAGUACCGCUUCUAGAAAGAGCGUUUGAGGGAUACAACACUUGUCUUUUUGCUUAUGGACAGACUGGUUCUGGAAAAUCAUAUACGAUGAUGGGAUUUGGUGAAGAACUAGGAAUAAUUCCAAGAUUUUGUGAAGAUCUUUUUACUCAAAUAGCACAAAUGGACACACAGCAGAAUUUGUACCAUCUUGAAAUGAGCUAUUUUGAAGUCUACAAUGAGAAAAUUCAUGAUUUGCUCAUCUUCAAAGCUGAAAAUGGACAAAAGAAACAACCUCUCCGUGUAAGAGAACAUCCAGUAUUGGGGCCAUACGUGGAAGACUUGACAGCGAACAUAGUCAGUUCUUAUUCAGAUAUCCAGAGUUGGCUCGAGCUAGGAAAUAAACAGAGAGCAACUGCUGCCACAGGCAUGAAUGACAAGAGCUCUAGAUCUCAUUCUGUCUUCACCCUCGUGCUAACGCAAACAAAGACAGAAUUUGUGGAAGAAGAAGGGCAUGAUCAUAGGAUUACCAGUCGCAUAAAUCUAAUAGAUCUAGCAGGCAGCGAACGCUGCUCUCCAACUCAGACCAGUGAGGAGAGGCUGAAGGAGGGCGUGAGUAUUAAUAAAUCACUGCUGACUCUGGGGAAAGUUAUUUCUGCGCUUUCUGAGCAAUCUCAGAACAGAAAGAGAGCUUUCAUUCCUUAUCGGGAAUCUGUCCUUACGUGGUUAUUAAAGGAAAGUCUUGGUGGAAAUUCAAAAACGACAAUGAUUGCCACAAUAAGCCCUGCUGCCAGCAAUGUAGAGGAAACCCUAAGCACUCUUCGAUAUGCUAAACAAGCUUGUUUGAUAAUCAACAUUGCCAAAGUAAAUGAAGAUGUGAAUGCUAAAUUAAUUAGAGAACUGAAAGCAGAAAUUGAGAAACUGAAAGCAGCUCGGAAAAGUACUCUAAAUAGAGAUCCUGAGAAAUAUAGACAGUAUCUGCAAGAAAUAACAUCCCUAAGGGUAAAACUACACCAACAAGAAAGGGAUAUGGCAGAGAUGCAAAGAGCCUGGAAAGAAAAAUUUGAACAAGCAGAACAGAGGAAAUUUGAAGAAACAAAGGAGUUACAGAAAGCAGGAAUUACGUUCAAGAUGGACAAUCGUUUGCCAAACCUUGUCAAUCUCAAUGAAGAUCCUCAGCUUUCUGAGAUGCUUUUGUAUAUGAUAAAAGAAGGACAAACUACAGUUGGAAAGUACAAACCAAAUUCUCAUCAUGAUAUCCAGCUCUCUGGAGUGCUAAUUGCUGAUGAUCACUGUGUUAUCAAAAAUGUUGAUGGUAGAGUGAGUAUUACACCACUGGGAGAAGCAAAGACAUAUGUUAAUGGGAAACACAUUUCAGAGCCAACAGUUAUGCAUCACGGUGAUCGGGUGAUUCUUGGUGGAGACCAUUAUUUCAGGUUUAAUCAUCCAGUAGAGGUUCAGAAAGUAAAAAGGCCAUCUUGUGGGACUACCUUUUCAUGUGAUGGGCCAAAAGAUUUUGAAUUUGCAAAAAAUGAACUGUUGGUUGCACAGAGGUCACAACUUGAAUCAGAAAUUGAAACAGCACGACUGAAAGCUAAGGAGGAAAUGAUGCAAGGUAUCCAGGUUGCAAAAGAGAUGGCUCAACAAGAACUUAUUUCUCAAAAAAAAGUUUACGAAAGCAAGAUAAAAUCACUAGAAGCAGAACUGAGAGAAGAAUCUCAUAAGAAACAAAUUCAGGAAAUGAAUCACCAGCAGACUGCUAACAAAAUACAAGAACUGGAAAAAGCAAAGCAACAUCUUGAGUUAGAAGUACAUUUCAGCAAGAAGCGCCUGGAAAUGGAGACAUUAGCCACCAGACAGGCUUUAGAAGAUCAUACUAUUCAUCAUGCAAAGAUUCUUGAAGCUCUGGAGGCUGAGAAGCAGAAAAUUGCUAAAGAAAUAGAAACUCUCCAGCAGAAUCGUGGAAAUGAGAAUAAAACUAUAACUAUUAAGCCUAACUGGAAUUCUAUGAAACUCUCUCUGAUGAUCCAGGAGGCCAAUACCAUUAGUAGCAAAUUAGGAAAGCAUACAGUCUUCUGCAGACAUGAUAUAUCAGAACAAGGAAAUGGCACUGGACCUUCUGUUAAAGUGCUGGUUCGUAACCUCAAGCUGGGAAUUGCAACUUUCUGGAGCCUGGAGAAGUUUGAAUAUAAGCUAGCAGCAAUGAAAGAACUCUAUGAGACUAACAGUAGUAACAAAGCUGAUGAUGUAUUUUAUGACCCUGCUGAUGAAUGGGAACCUGACCUUACAACUACAUCCGUUUCUUCCUUUUCCAAAAGGAGGAGCAGAAGUUUCAUGAAGAACAGGAGAAUUUCUGGAUGUUUGUCUGAUAUAAAAUUGCAGCCAAUCCAGACUCUACACACAUCGCACUUAUCAGGUUCAGUCAAUAAAUCCAGCAGCAUAUGUUCAGGUUCUUCUGAAUCAUUUCUACCUGGAAUUUGCAAAGAAUUAAUUGGUUCGGCUUUGGAUUUACUAGGACAGAAUCAUGCAGAAGAAAAGAGUAUAGCAGAUAGUCUCCUAACUAAUUUGCUUACUAUUUAUACUGGAGUAACUGCUAUUUCAAAUGUCUAUGAACAACAAGAUGAAGAAAGUCAAGAUAAUUUUUUCUUUCUUGAUCGUGCUACUCAGUCCUGCAGCAUCAGAAUUACCUCUGCUUUUGAACAACUUGUGGUUCUAACCGAGCAUUGGCUUAAUAGUUUCCAAAAGUGUACUGAUUCCCUAAUAAUUGAUGAUGAAUUGAGACAGGGUGUAAAAAACUUGGGAGGUUAUUUACAAUUACUGUUGCAGGGUUGUUGUUCAGAUAUAUCCUCAAUGGUAACAGAAGCACACACCAAAAUAAUCCAAAUCGUGAAACAAGCAGGAAAACAUGUAGGACACUUGACAGCAUUUACAGGAUCUGACCUACACCUUUCUGAAGAGACCAAAGAAGAUGCAACUAUCUCACAGGAAGAUUUUAUACUUGCUAUUUAUGAUGGAGUAGGCUCAGGACUGAAGAGUCUCUUGGAUUCUGUACAGAAAAAAACAAAAGAGGUACAGAAAGAGCUUUUGAAACAGGAUCCACAAAAUGAGGUUCAAAAUCAAAUAAAGAAUAAUGCAGUGGCUUUCGCCAGAUCCCUUGAAAAUACAGUAUCUGACUGCAAAAAAAGAGAAAUGGGAACUCGAUUAACAAUAGAAGAAUCUGCCUACCAGGAACUAAAGAAGGCAACUAAUCUUGCUUCUGAAUACUUGGAAUUAGAGCAGUGCAUAGAUAAAGUCUGUCAGAUCAUUACUACUUCAUUACAAGGAUCGUACAGAAAUACAACUCAACUCAGAGGCUAUACAGAAAAGAUUUGCAUCUUAGCUGGGCAUUUUAAUAAUUACUGCACUUCGUUUAGCUUGCCUUCUGCUUCAGCAAACAGUCAUACUUGCGGAACAACCACAUCUUUUAUGGUCACUUCUGAACUGGAUUCUCUAGCCAAGUCACUCAUUAUAAGUUUUGAACUUGAACAAGGACAUAAUUCAUUGGCAUCUCAGACUAUUUGUAUGCAAAAGACCAGGACUGAAGAAAAACAGCUUGAAACUGGCGAAUCUACUCGGAAACAGAGAGGAGUUCCAAAACGCGAAUAUAAACUUCAGCCUUCAGCUACAAGUUCAGGGAAACUUUCACCCAGUGGGAUACAGUGGGUAUAAAAUUAAGGCAUUAAAUAUAGUAGACUCCUGAAUGUAGGAAAAAGUAAACAUUAUAGGCAUCUUUUUUUUUAAUGAAAGAGACACCAGGAGGACAUCUGUCUUUUUUUUAUUUUUAGAAGGAAAAAUAAUAUAUCGUAGAAGGUUGAAAUGUGUUCAUAAUUUUAUCAUGAGCAUGGACAGUGUGUGAAAGUAGAGGACUUGAGGUACAAGAAGAUUUGUUCCUGUGCAAUUCAGUGCAACACAUGUAAAUCCAGAAGACUUUACAUUAAACUUACAGUUAAGAAAAUUACAAACGUGAGUUUAAUUCAAACCUAUAUCUAACUGUAGUAAAUUAUAGAACAACAUACAAGAAGUAACCAGACAGUGGGUAAAAUUCUAGUCCAAAUAUAAUAUGU
Molecule: messenger RNA, 5695 nt
Organism: Chelonoidis abingdonii (Abingdon island giant tortoise)
Lineage: Eukaryota; Metazoa; Chordata; Testudines; Testudinidae
Gene: KIF14
Product: kinesin family member 14
Biological process (GO): microtubule-based movement
Molecular function (GO): microtubule binding; microtubule motor activity; ATP binding
Source: RefSeq, a predicted model, not a curated record